AUGGGUGACGAAAUAGUACUGUGGGCAUUGCGAUCCAGCCUUGGUGGCAGACACAGAGUUGGCGUGAAUUUGGUGAGAGCAACAGACAACGAUGCCGGCAAAAACGCUGUAAUCAAAUAUCGCAUUGUAUCAGUAAGUGACGGAGCGUACAACAAUUUUCGAUAUGACAUCGCUUCACAUCAGCUGAUCGCCGUCGGGCAUCUGAAAGUCGGAACACAAUAUCAGGCACAAUAUUUGAUUAUUAGCGUUAUACUAGAAGCAACAGAUGCUGGAGGCCUAUCAAGCCAAGCACUAGUUAUUGUACGCGCAGUACUUGAUAAUUCCCAAAAUAUCGCAGUACCGGAACACCAUUCGUCGGCAGCUGCAAAUACGCGAACUCAUAUAGCUGCUGGCUUGCCAAAUUCGUUCAUUUCGGAUCCGCAGCAUGCCUCAAGCCCGUCUGAGAAUGUUGGCUCAUCCGAAACCGUUCAGACUUAUGUGACCGAAAUAAGUGAAGCUACUCCACCUCAUUCUAUCAUUGUCACGCUCGGGGAUGAAUCAAUGAAGGAAAAAAUGUAUUUUACAAUCACUGGCGGAAAUGAAGAGAAAAAGUUCGCCAUCAAUAGCGAAACCGGCACUCUGAUAACAGUGAACACAUUUGAUCGAGAAGAAACGGCACUUUACAGUUUACAAAUCGAGGCUCGCUCACUGAAUCCAGAUCAGCAUUUGUACUGGAGUGUUGUUCAAAUUGCUAUCCUGGUAGCUACUUAUUAA
Gongylonema pulchrum is the source of this 753-nucleotide messenger RNA. NCBI's taxonomy places the organism in Eukaryota, Metazoa, Nematoda, Chromadorea, Rhabditida, Gongylonematidae. The record is from the annotation of a GenBank genome assembly.